Orussus abietinus is the source of this 849-nucleotide messenger RNA. It is a transcript of the gene SkpA, whose product is annotated as S-phase kinase-associated protein 1. Gene Ontology annotation, biological process: SCF-dependent proteasomal ubiquitin-dependent protein catabolic process. Gene Ontology annotation, molecular function: cullin family protein binding. Gene Ontology annotation, cellular component: nucleus; cytoplasm. The transcript is spliced from 3 exons. NCBI's taxonomy places the organism in Eukaryota, Metazoa, Arthropoda, Insecta, Hymenoptera, Orussidae. Bases 140 to 646 code for a protein of 168 amino acids. The record is from RefSeq and is a predicted model, not a curated record.
AGUUUUUCAGAAUUAGCGGAUUGGCGACAAUGCGUAUACGAGCCUGAUCGAGUGAAAAAAGACUGCGGGAACGCAGGGCGAGUGGUUAUUGCUGACUUUAGAUGCUGUUAGAAAUUACUUCGUUUUCGUUAUACAUCGAAUGAAACAUCGUUUCAAGAUGCCAAACAUAAAGUUACAAAGCUCCGAUGGAGAGGUCUUCGAAGUGGACGUGGACAUUGCAAAGUGCUCCGUGACCAUCAAGACCAUGUUAGAAGACUUGGGUAUGGACGAAGACGAGGAAGAAAUUGUGCCAUUGCCCAAUGUAAACUCUACCAUCCUGAGGAAGGUAAUUCAAUGGGCGACGUACCAUAAAGACGAUCCUCCUCCACCGGAAGACGACGAGAACAAAGAAAAACGCACCGAUGACAUCAGUUCAUGGGAUGCGGAUUUCUUGAAGGUCGAUCAAGGAACAUUGUUCGAACUGAUUUUGGCAGCAAAUUAUCUUGACAUCAAGGGACUGUUAGACGUUACGUGCAAGACCGUCGCUAACAUGAUCAAAGGCAAAACUCCAGAAGAAACCCGCAAGACAUUUAAUAUAAAGAAUGACUUUACAGCCGCCGAAGAAGAGCAAGUACGUAGGGAGAACGAGUGGUGCGAAGAAAAAUAGAAAAAUUACUUUAGAUACUCCAUGACACACAAAAAUUGAUCCGUCAGUGUUUCAUCGGUCCUGGGCUCGACUUUAUUAGGUAGUUUUGAUCUUCAUAAGUCCAUGGCAAACCUGUAGCUGCCGCUGUUAUUCUCAGCACCAGAUUGUAAGUCACGGUUAUCAUUCAAUAAAAGUUUUAAUUCGAUCCAACAUUUCUAAUGGAA